Messenger RNA from Epinephelus moara (kelp grouper), 309 nucleotides. Its product is annotated as girdin-like. The record is from RefSeq and is a predicted model, not a curated record. The transcript is spliced from 4 exons. The annotation marks the transcript as partial. NCBI's taxonomy places the organism in Eukaryota, Metazoa, Chordata, Actinopteri, Perciformes, Serranidae.
GAGACAUGGUGGUGGAGCUCAAGGUGUUUGUGCAGCUGCUGCAGAGAGAGAACUCUGACUUACAGACCAGACUGAGCAGCAGUGAGAGUGAACUUCUUCUCAGCAAGUGCAGGAUUGACCAGCUGGAGAGAGAAAAUGCAGUCCAAGCCACAGACCUGGCAUCUUUGGGAACUAGACUGACUGCCACCGAGAGCAAAACAAGUGACCUAGAAAAAGAGAAUGCAGACUUACAGACCAGACUGAGCAGCAGUGAGAGUGAACUUCUCCUCAGCAAGUCCAGGAUUGACCAGCUGGAGAGAGAAAAUGCAG